AUGGGACCCAGCGGGGCCGGUCUCUCAGAGGGACUCAGAAGGACUCAGUGGGACCGGUCUCUCAGAGGGACUCAGUGGGACCGGUCUCUCAGAGGGACUCAGUGGGACCGGUCUCUCAGAGGGACUCAGAGGGACCGGUCUCUCAGAGGGACUCAGCGGGACCGGUCUCUCAUAGGGACUCAGCGGGACCGGUCUCUCAUAGGGACUCAGCGGGGCCGGUCUCUCAGAGGGACUCAGAAGGACUCAGUGGGACCGGUCUCUCAGAGGGACUCAGAAGGACUCAGUGGGACCGGUCUCUCAGAGGGACUCGGUGGGACCGGUCUCUCAGAGGGACUCAGAGGGACCGGUCUCUCAGAGGGACUCAGAAGGACUCAGUGGGACCGGUCUCUCAGAGGGACUCAUGGGACCGGUCUCUCAGAGGGACUCAGUGGGACCAGUCUCUCAGAGGGACCGGGGAAUGUGCUGGACUCUGGAGGCUCCUCUGUUUGUGGGUCACACACAAAGGACCAGUCACUGCUGAAGCAACACAAUCAGACACACAACAACAACACACUGUAG
Messenger RNA from Knipowitschia caucasica, 558 nucleotides. NCBI's taxonomy places the organism in Eukaryota, Metazoa, Chordata, Actinopteri, Gobiiformes, Gobiidae. The record is from the annotation of a GenBank genome assembly.